This is a messenger RNA of Acaulospora colombiana, 2911 nucleotides long. The record is from the annotation of a GenBank genome assembly. NCBI's taxonomy places the organism in Eukaryota, Fungi, Glomeromycota, Glomeromycetes, Diversisporales, Acaulosporaceae.
AUGGAUUUACGCUCUUGGGUGUCAGAUAAUGCCUUGAAGCUUUUGGGGAUGUCCGAGAGGACUAUAGUUGACUACAUAAUCGCAGAAGCGCAAUCUUCAAAGGGUAAGGAAGCCCUAUACGAAAAAUUGAAUCACUUGCUACCCACUGCGGAAGCCCGGCAAUUCAUCGAGGAGUUGUUUGAUCGAGUUCCUCGUAAGAGUUCGACUCAAUCAGGCGAUUCUUCCGUUAAACGAAAAAGAGAGGAACAAGAAGCACGAAAAUUAGUUGAAAGCAAAAAUUCUUAUAAAUUCAUACAAGACACAGAUCUAGUUGUCGAAAAAUCCGAAGAUGAAUAUAUUAAAGAAGAAAAAGAGAGGAUUCAAGAUCUCAAAGAAAGAGAUGAAUUUGCUAAGCGCUUGAGGGAUAAAGACAAAGAGAGGGUUAAAAAGCUCGUGGAAGAUCGAUCGUCAAAGGCAGAGAGUGAAGCGGCUAAGCGUCGGAACCUUGCUGAUGAUGCGGAUGCGCGUAGACAAAUUUUACCGGAAAUUCGCGAACGCUCUCGCCAAAUAUAUUUAAAGGAUAGGACUGAUAAGCAGCUGCAAAUGUUGGAGCUGGGAAUAUUAGAUGAGGAGACAUUUUUUAAAGAUGAGAAGUUGACAAAGGCCGAAAGGAAAGACUUGGAAUCUAAAAAGGAAAGGCUUAGAUUGACAAAAGAGCGACUUAGCUUAUCUGUCAAAAGUGAUGAAUAUACAAUGCCAGAAGAACAAGAACAAUGGGAACAAAAUCAGAUAACAAAAUCUCAACUGAAAGUUGGAGCUCAGGAUAGAGUCAAAGAAGAGGAAGAUUAUAGUUAUGUUUUUGAUGAUCAGGCCAUUGACUUUUUGGAUUGGGAUUGGAAGUUGAACAAUAAAGACGAUGAAAUAAUUGCUCGAAUUGAAGAAGCUGAGCAAAAAGCCAAAUCAAUUGAAGAGACUCGAAAAUCAUUACCUAUUUAUGCUUUCCGCGAAGAAUUACUUAAAGCCAUCAACGACUAUCAAGUUUUAGUUAUUGUUGGUGAGACGGGAUCAGGAAAGACAACACAACUUCCUCAAUAUCUAUCCGAGGCAGGUUACACCAAGGGAGGCAAAAAAGUAGGUUGUACGCAACCAAGGAGAGUGGCUGCUAUGAGUGUCGCUGCGCGAGUAGCCGAGGAAAUGGGUGUAAAACUUGGGUAUGAGGUAGGAUAUUCGAUUAGAUUCGAAGAUUGCACGUCUGAUAAGACCACCAUAAAAUAUAUGACGGAUGGCAUGUUGCUUCGCGAAUUCUUGACUGAGCCCUUGUUAGAUGGAUAUAAUUGCCUGAUCAUUGAUGAAGCGCACGAAAGAACUUUGCACACUGAUAUUCUUUUUGGUCUAGUCAAAGAUAUUGCUCGAGUUAGGCCCGAUCUCAAGUUAUUAAUAUCUAGUGCCACUCUGGAUGCCAAAAAAUUUUCCGAUUAUUUCGACGAGGCCCCUAUAUUCAAUAUUCCCGGAAAACCAUAUCCAGUACAAGUUUGUUAUACUAAAGCGCCUGAGGCGAAUUAUAUAUCGGCUGCGAUUACUACCGUCAUGCAAUUGCAUAUAUCUCAAAAGAACGGCGAUAUUUUGGUCUUUCUAACGGGGCAAGAUGAAAUUGAAAUGGUUCAAGAAAGUUUGCAGCAAGCGUGCAGGGUUCUUGGAAGUAAGAUACGGGAGUUGAUAAUAUGUCCUAUUUAUGCAAACCUUCCUCCCGACAUGCAAUCCAAGAUAUUCGAACCAACUCCACCCGGGGCGCGUAAGGUCGUCUUGGCCACCAAUAUUGCUGAAACUUCUAUUACAAUUAACGGUGUAACGUUCGUGAUUGACCCCGGUUUUGUUAAGCAAAAUAAUUAUAGUCCAAAAACACGAAUGGAGUCAUUACUGGUGGUUCCCUGUUCGAGAGCAUCUGCGGUUCAGAGAGCUGGUAGAGCUGGGCGUGUUGGUCCAGGCUACUGUUUCAGACUAUAUACGAAGCACGCGUUUGCCAAUGAACUCGAAGAAAACACUAUUCCUGAAAUCCAAAGGACCAAUUUGGGAAAUGUUGUUUUGACCCUAAAGAGUAUAGGAAUUCAUGAUGUAAUGAACUUUGAGUUUAUGGAUCCUCCCCACGAACAAGCUUUAAUUGCUGCGCUAAAUGAUCUCUACGCGUUAGGAGCCUUAAACAAUAAUGGCGAACUAACUAAACUAGGAAGACGCAUGGCGGAGUUUCCUCUAGAUCCAUUUCUAUCUAAGACAAUAAUAUGGUCAGAGAAAUAUCAUUGUACAGAGGAGAUUAUCUCAAUAAUUAGCAUGCUCACGGUCCAAAGUUCAGUGUUUUAUCGCCCUAAAGAUAAGAAGUUUCAUGCUGAUAAAGCUCGUCAAAAUUUUAUUCGCCCCGGGGGCGAUCAUUUUACUUUACUCAAUGUUUGGGAGCAGUGGGUUGAGACCAAUUAUUCAAUAAGUUGGUGUUAUGAAAAUUUUAUAGUUUACCGUUCCAUGGCCCGGGCAAGGGAUGUUCGUGACCAGCUUGCUGGCCUCUGUGAACGUGCUGAAGUAGAAUUGGAGUCGAAUCCAAAUCCCGGCGAUAUAGUGCCGAUUCAAAAGUCAAUUGUAUCGGGAUUUUUCAUGAACGCCGCUCGAAUUUCACGCUUUGGCGAUUCUUACAGUAAAGUCAAGUAUGGAGAUUCGGGAAGAAUAAUACACGUUCACCCAAGCAGUUCAUUAUUUCAGGUUAAUCCAAAAUGGGUUAUCUACUAUGAAUUGGUACUUACUAGCAAAGAAUAUAUGCGCCAAGUUAUGGAAAUUCAACCUGAGUGGUUACUAGAAGCCGCUCCGUACUAUUAUUCAAAAACGGAAUUGGAUAGUCUAAAUGACAAGAAGAAAAUGCCAAAAAAUCGACAAUCUACGCAGUCUUCGG